Molecule: messenger RNA, 1177 nt
Organism: Rhopalosiphum padi (bird cherry-oat aphid)
Lineage: Eukaryota; Metazoa; Arthropoda; Insecta; Hemiptera; Aphididae
Product: vascular endothelial growth factor A-like
Exons: 7
Coding region: 6-809 (267 amino acids)
Biological process (GO): positive regulation of cell population proliferation; positive regulation of protein autophosphorylation
Cellular component (GO): membrane
Molecular function (GO): growth factor receptor binding; growth factor activity
Source: RefSeq, a predicted model, not a curated record
UACCCAUGUGGUAUCCUCUGUUCACCGUCGUUCAUUUGCACGCCGUCGCGGUUGCAGAACGGAUGCGCGAGAUUCACCGAAACUGUAUUUAUUUUCACAGACUAACAACUCGCAAUCAUGUUGGCUGUUUAUGCGCUGUCCGCCGUCUAUUUGUCUCUGUCCGUCUUCACAGUCGCCUUCACCGAAUCCACCGUUGCGGACGACGCCAGAAACUCAUUCCUUUGAAUGUGAUAAUGGAAUUGAAUAAAGUAACAAAUGUUUCAGAACUUUUUAUUAAAUUCAUGCCAGACACAAAUAUGAAUGAUGCUCAAAAACUUUAUACCACCAUAGGUUUCCAAAAUCGUAAUGCAUAUAGCACGGGAAUAAAAACAACGUUGAUACCUAAAGUGGCAAGCUGUUCUAUUGAACUUCAAACGGUCUGCCUUAAAGACACUGAUGAUCUUAGUUCAUAUUAUUAUCCAAUGUGUACUCGAGUAAACCGAUGUGGAGGUGGCUGUGGACAUGAUUUAUUGGCAUGUCGACCAACUAAAAUCGAAAUCCUCAACUUCGAAGUUAUAGUUUUACAGUAUAAAGGAUCGCAGAGAUCUGGGAAAUUUGAAUUUAAAGGGCUAAAAUCAGUGUCAGUAGACCAACAUUUGAAUUGCAAGUGCGAUUGUAUUAUUGAAAAAGAAAAUUGUACACCUUUACAAGUAUAUAAUCCUAACGAAUGUGGUUGUAUGUGCACCAAUGAAGAAGAUCGUCAUGAGUGUCAUGAUGAAUAUGGGUUAAAAUUGUGGAAUUCAACAGCUUGUGCGUGCCGAUCAUUGUAACUGAAGAAUAUACUUCAGGACUUAACAGUGUUAUGCUUGCGAGUGGAAACUAAUUAUAUACAAACACAAAUAAUUAAAAAAUUAAAUAAGCUUACUGGAAAACGUAAAUAACAAUUAUGUACAUGUGAUAGAAAUUUGAUUUAUCUUUUAUAAUUUAAAAUUUCAUUUACAAAGUUUAUGCAUAUACUAUAUUAUUAUAUUCUUAGACAUCAUAAUGGUGAAAAAUAUGUUCAUUAUACAAACGUAUAAUAUAAUAUUAAAGCUAUUACCAACUUACCAUACGGAAUAAAGUUGUAAUAAUCUCAACGCAAUCGUUUAGCACUAGUGUAUUAUAGUAUAUUCAAUAGUAUUAAUUAUUCAUUCUUCAA